This is a messenger RNA of Didymella exigua CBS 183.55, 767 nucleotides long. RefSeq lists its product as uncharacterized. The transcript has a single exon. The coding region runs from base 145 to 714 and encodes 189 amino acids. Lineage: Eukaryota; Fungi; Ascomycota; Dothideomycetes; Pleosporales; Didymellaceae. The record is from RefSeq and is a predicted model, not a curated record.
GAGGUCUCAUUGCGCGAUCGUUCGAUCAUUGCACUGAAAAUCAAACCAUAGGGGGCCUGAGGUGGCUGUGUUUCGCUUCAGGCAUCUGCGCGACACGCCGACUAUCAACAUCGUCCGAACUGCGAUCGCAACUUUCUGAACAUCAUGAAUACUGGGACUAUGUGUUGUGAGAUCAUCACCACGCACGUCGAUCCAUUUUGCGAUUUCAGCUGCACAACUUCUGCCGGUGCAACACCAGACGCCGCGCCUGGGCCAUCAUCAUUACCAUGUACUGUCUCUCCUGCCCCGUCAAAGUCAGAUGAGAACGAGAGUCCUCUAUAUACCGAGAUCAAUAUACCACUUCCCGCUGUGCCAGCCCCACCAAAGCAGUACCAGCAACCACAACAAUCCCUCUCACCGCCACCGAGGUCCCGCUCGAGAGCAGUCUCUUUAUCUCCAUUGUCACCGUUUCGUUACAGGAGCUCUUCAAUCUCCUCGUCAGGGAAGGCAAGUGAGGAGUGGCCCAGGAUCAAGAAGGAGGUGAAGAACAAGGAAGUCGCUGCGGCGAUGAACCUCAGCUACCGAAGCAAGCGAACUAGAAGUGGCACGAUUGAUGCCCUGGCUGUCGUCCCGGCUGUCUUGAUAUUGAGCGCUGAGUUGUUCAUGCCCGGGCAGAGCAACGAUGGAAGACGGAAAGAUAACGGAGUAGGUAGGUUGGGAGACGGAAUUCGAUGAAGAUCCUAGGUCAUCCAGACCGAAUACUUCAACUGUCAUUUGCGCGUCAAUGC